Molecule: messenger RNA, 3423 nt
Organism: Acipenser ruthenus (sterlet)
Lineage: Eukaryota; Metazoa; Chordata; Actinopteri; Acipenseriformes; Acipenseridae
Product: MARVEL domain-containing protein 1-like
Exons: 1
Coding region: 187-693 (168 amino acids)
Biological process (GO): myelination
Cellular component (GO): membrane
Molecular function (GO): structural constituent of myelin sheath
Source: RefSeq, a predicted model, not a curated record
AGACACCCACCCACCCACUGCUUCUUGAGAACAGAGACAAGGGAGGAGGAGAUGUGAGCUUACUGGCCACAGAGGAAACGUAAAACACAAAAUCAAGAUUUCAAAACCCUUACAUUCAAAAUCAGGCCUCUCCAGACUCACAGGGUUUUUUUUUCUUCUGGAAACUGAAAGGCAACCAGCAGGGAGAUGCCCCCCGAGCAGCAGAGACAGCGGAGCAGCCUGUGUGUGAACAGGGUGUUCCUGAAGAGCUUCAUUGGGAUCCUGAGGCUACUGCAGAUCCUGCUCGGAGCCGUGCUCUGGGCAACCAUCGCUGCCAACAAGUAUGAGGGCUCUGUUCACUUUGUUCUCUUUGUGUCUGUCUUCUUCUGGCUCCUGACCCUGGCCCUUUACGUCCUCACCCUCCUGGAUAAGCAAGACAUGGUCCCCCUUUUGGGUGGAGACAGAUGGUUGCUAAGCAACACAGUGCAUGACCUUUUGGCCACUGUGCUUUACUUUGCAGCCCUGGGCAUUAUGAUCUACAAGACACAGAAGAACAGUUUCUGCAAUUUGGAGCAUUACAGACACCACUGCCUGUACAAGGCAUACCUGUCAGCCUCAGUGUUCUCCGGUCUCUGUGCCGCCACCUAUCUCCUCUCCGGAAUUUACGGUUCCUGCAGGAAGUGCGGGGUGGAACAGACUUUGGUUGCGACUUAAAGGUUUAGCAUUCCAAAGGAAACUGGUUCUCGCAAAAAAAGCGCUUGUUUUCCUGUCUUUGCACUGUUGGCAUUUUGCGAAAGAGAAACAAAAAUAUGGUGGUGCUUUUCUUAAGGCGGAAGCUUUGUUCAAGUUCCAGAUGCAUACAGGUUUGCUAAUUGAAAUGUCUGAAUGAUCUUUUUUUUUAUUUUCUGCAGAAGAAAAUAAAGCAUGCUGAAUACAUUUUUGUCUGAAAAUAAUUUUAACUUUAGUUUGUAAAGUCUGUAAAAAAGAAACAUCUGCAAAUGUCUUGAAAUGUAUACAAAGCAUUGAAAUAAAUAUUUAAAAAAUGUUUAAAUAAUAUAGUCCUGAAUAAUUAGCAGGAGAUAUUGUAGAAUUUUAUUGAAAAUAAUGUGGUAAAUUUGUUAGCCAGUGGUUAGUCAAACUAAUACACUCUAGGCUUCUAGGCGUUUUAUCAAUAUAUACACAUAGUAUUAUUACCACAGAAGAAGAUUCAGUGUAUGGCAAGGGAUGUAUCAACAAAAGCCUAGCAAACACUGCUGCAAAGAUACAAUUCCUAUUUUUUAGGCAUCUAAAAAAGAGACAUUUAAGAAUUAAAUGACAAAUAAAAGCUUAUAAAAACAUGAUGAAAAACUAGAUUUGAAUCUUUUACUCUUACUAGUUCAUUCCAGCACUGCAAGCCAAGGCAGUGCCCUUUGCUGUCAGUACAUGUCAAUCUGGACACACAGAAUGUGAAGGCAUGCAGCACUAGUAUGACUGUUUUCCUAAAUUACUGAUAAGGAGUGUGAACAUGUACAUCACACCAUGAAGUCUCACAAGUUGUAUUUAAACUUCAGUUUCAACUAGCUGGCAGAUUUGUAUUUUACAGUUUGUUUUUUGUGUGAAAUAAGAUCAUGUUGAUUGUAGCCUAAUAUGUAUGGCGAGGCUGAGGGCUUUUCUCUACAUGAAACCAUUUCAAAGAGUCCACCUUAAGAAAAGCAAUGAGUGGUCUGAGCGGCUGGGUGGAAGAGAAUCCGGCCAAUUCACCAUGCCCAUCUGCUGAUCCCAUUAAAGCUACUGAGCUUGUGCAUUUACAGUAAGGAGGUCCCAAGGGAGCCAUCCUGGCUAACCAUUUCACUCCCAGAAAAUGUGUUCAGUAUUACAUUAGCAAACCUGUUUUUUUCUGAACUUUGAGCUUAUCAUGGCCACACAAAUGUAAAGGGCAGAAAGACAAUGGACAAGACUCUCAGCCACACUCCUGCAUUGGAUCCAUACUAAACAACCUGGCAAACCUUUCACAAAACAAGACUACUACUUCUGACUGAAGACCAAUACAAGCCAGCGAUCAGUUUGCCAUUGGAAUUAAAGUAUGCUGAUCCUAUGGAGCAUGCUUAUUGUAUUUAUUCCAGCUGCACACCAACAGGUUCCUGAUAAAUCAAAAGCUCUCCCUCUCCCUCUCACUCCCUUUAUAAAUGGCUCAGAAUUAUAAAUGUAGUUCACCCUGAGGAUUUUAAAGUGACGAAACUGAUGAUUCAACAGAGAAAUGACCCCUCUGGAUACAGCUGCUUAAACUCUUGUCCUGCAGCUUCAAUAACUUGCCUCUCACCAUAGACCCGAUUAUUGUUAAUUAAGUUUUUCCACGAAGGAUCUCAGUUUUGUGCAAAGCUGAUAUCACUGUGUGCCAACAGAGUUAUAUUAGUACAACUAGCACCAACCUUUUGCAAUGUAAAUCUGUAUUUCUCCAGACUGCAGUAACCUAAUCCCAGAAGAAUGAUCUCUAGGUUCUGCACACCAACACACCUGCCCAGCUAGUCAUGGAAGAUUGUGGCACCACAAAAGAUGUCUGUAGACCCACCAAUGACUUUGCGUUUAUUAUUCAUUUAGCUCUGCGUGAAUCACCACAUAUGUGUCAAGAUAUGACCCAGGAUUUGAAAUGGGAAGAUUAUCUCAUUAUGAAACCUGCUAGCCUGUGGUUUCUUACGAAGAACGCUAUGGGUAUAACUUAAAGAGCAGCUUCAUUAGUCCAGCAAGUACAGUAAUCUGACUAUCACAGCUCUGCCAUAGAUUUAGCUAAACACUGACAAUAUGAGCUGACCUGGAGCUUGGUGAUAGGGUGGCUUUGCAUCUUUUUGUCACUGUCUUUAGAUUUUUGUGUGUGUAUUUAUAUUUUGGUCUACCAAAAAAAUUACAACCUGUGCUGGUUUGUGGUUAUGAGGCAUUUAUGGCCAAUUCCAUUACCCUGCUCAGAACACUUUCUUACUAAUUAUCUUGGUAUCCCUGGAGCACAAAACAGCACAUGUUUUGUUUUGUAUUUCUAGAGCUCAGAAAUUCCAAUCUUGGAAUUGAAUUGAUAUAAUAGAAUGGUAUACUUGUGAGCUGGAGUUCUUGAUAAAGCUUAUUCUUUGUUUGAAAGAGUCUUAGUGAGAAAACAACAUGCAUACUCAGUCGUUUGUUGUGAAGGAAAAUGUUCAGCAAAGUGAAAGGCUCACUGUAAGAAACUAUUUCCCAAAACUCCUGAGAAUCAAUUAAUUUGAUAAAUAUUCCAGUUCUAUUGUCCUAGUAAACACUUUGAAUAAUUAAUUCACAGAUUCCUUUUAAUAGAGCUUUAAUGACAUUGAUACAAUUACAAUGCAGCUGACCUGUUUUCAAACCUCUUUUGUAUUGAUAUUGAGCUGUUGUCAUAUUGAACCCAAGACUGUUUUCUGUGUUACCUUAAGUAGAAUUCUAAUAAUUAAAAAAAUCAUAAUUAAA